Messenger RNA from Histoplasma mississippiense, 1152 nucleotides. RefSeq lists its product with no specific name. NCBI's taxonomy places the organism in Eukaryota, Fungi, Ascomycota, Eurotiomycetes, Onygenales, Ajellomycetaceae. The coding region runs from base 1 to 1152 and encodes 383 amino acids. The transcript is spliced from 2 exons. Gene Ontology annotation, molecular function: oxidoreductase activity. The record is from RefSeq and is a predicted model, not a curated record.
AUGAUCGCAAAGAACUCGGGUGAACUAAAGGCCAUUUUAAGAGCUUUAAAGCAGCGAUAUUACAUUGCAAUAGACCUUGUGCAGGAUGUUGUACCCCUGCUGGAAGACAAAGAUGAAGAUGUCAGAGGGUUGGCUGCUGGUGUUCUAGGAGGGCAGAACAGUCUACCAGAAAAUGCACUGCAGGGUCUUGUAUCUCUGCUGAAGAACAAAGAUGGAUAUGUCAGACAGUCAGCUGCUGAUGCUCUAGGAAAGCAGAGCAGCCUAUCAGAAGAUGCACUGCAGGGCCUUGUAUCUCUGCUGAAGGACAAAAAUGAAGAUGUCAGACAGUCGGCUGCUGAUGCUCUAGGAAAGCAGAGCAGCCUACCAGAAGAUGCACUGCAGAGCCUUGUAUCUCUGCUGAAGGACAAAAAUGAAGAUGUCAGACAGUCGGCUGCUGAUGCUCUAGGAAAGCAGAGCAGCCUACCAGAAGAUGCACUGCACGGUCUUGUAUCUCUGCUGAAGAAUAAAAAUGGAUAUGUCAGACAGUCAGCCGCUUAUACUCUAGGAAAGCAGAACAGUCUAUCAGAAGAUGCACUGCAGAGUCUUGUAUCUCUGCUGAAGGACAAAGAUGGAGAUGUCAGGCAGUCAGCUGCUGAUGCUCUAGGAAAGCAGAACAGUCUAUCAGAAGAUGCACUGCAGGGUCUUGUACCUCUGCUGAAGGACAAAGAUGGAUAUGUCAGACAUUCAGCUGCUUAUACUCUAGGAAAGCAGAACAGUCUAUCAGAAGAUGCACUGCAGAGUCUUGUAUCUCUGCUGAAGAACAAAAAUAUAGAUGUCAGACAGUCAGCCACUUAUGCUCUAGGAAAGCAGAACAGUCUACCAGAAGAUGAACUGCAGGGCCUUGUAUCUCUGCUGAAGGGCAAAAAUGAAUAUGUCAGACAUACUCUUCAAGAUCUAUAUACAGCUCUUGUUGAGAAGGGUAUUGAGCAUCGGCUUUGUUGCUAUAUACAAGAUAAUAAGUUGCAUAUUGAAACACCCGAGAAGCGAAGAGAAAUUCCAUUUCCGAGCAAGAACAGCCUCCUCAGAGCAUUUUGUACCAAAGCGCAGGCAAUGGAGAGCCCUAAUGUGCCUCUGCUCUUGGAGGCAACAUCAAAAUAUUCACUCGGUGACUAA